GGCUUGUGUGGGGCGUUUGCUUGCCACGCUGAGCGCUUCCUCCCUUUAUCAUAUGUCCCUUCCUAUCUUCAGGGACCAAGCGAAUUGGCCACACGAUCAACGCUAGAGGGGAGAGAGAGAGAGAGAGCGAGCGAGAGAGAGAUGGCUGUGCAGACUACUGUGACUCCCUGCCAUUCUUCCUCAGCUGUUAGACUAUUGGGCCUUACCCAGCCCGGCCUCAGGCUCCACCAUGACCGAUUCGCUCUCAAGUCUGCCUUCUUCAAUGGAGCCACAUCGCUUCAACUCUUUGUUGCUACUGCAUCCCCACAGCUGGCAUCCUCACCACCAAGAUUCACUAUGAGGGUAGCAUCCAAACAAGCAUACAUCUGCAGAGAUUGUGGGUACAUUUACAAUGACAGGACACCAUUUGAGAAACUUCCUGAUAACUACUUCUGCCCAGUUUGUGGUGCACCAAAGAGAAGGUUUAAGUCUUACCAGCCUGCAGUAAAAAAGGAUGCCAACGACACUGAUGUUCGUAAAGCUCGAAAGGCACAGAUGAAGAGAGAUGAAACAAUUGGGAAUGCACUGCCGAUUGCAAUUGUAGUAGGAGUUGCAGCUCUGGCUGGUCUCUACUUUUAUCUGAACAAUGCCUAUUAGUGAUGGUGGACAAUGUAUGAGUCCCUUAUGUAUCUUCCAUUUUUAUGUUCCUAUAACUGGUUGAAAUUGUCACAACAUAUUCUUUUGUUUAUCUUUGAAAA
This is a messenger RNA of Nymphaea colorata (pocket water lily), 737 nucleotides long. RefSeq lists its product as uncharacterized. The transcript is spliced from 4 exons. Bases 142 to 636 code for a protein of 164 amino acids. The record is from RefSeq and is a predicted model, not a curated record. Gene Ontology annotation, molecular function: iron ion binding. Lineage: Eukaryota; Viridiplantae; Streptophyta; Magnoliopsida; Nymphaeales; Nymphaeaceae.